Centrocercus urophasianus (Greater sage-grouse) is the source of this 3872-nucleotide messenger RNA. It is a transcript of the gene SARM1, whose product is annotated as sterile alpha and TIR motif containing 1. The coding region runs from base 1 to 2232 and encodes 743 amino acids. Gene Ontology annotation, biological process: negative regulation of MyD88-independent toll-like receptor signaling pathway; signal transduction; response to axon injury. NCBI's taxonomy places the organism in Eukaryota, Metazoa, Chordata, Aves, Galliformes, Phasianidae. The transcript is spliced from 8 exons. Gene Ontology annotation, molecular function: signaling adaptor activity; NAD+ nucleosidase activity; protein binding. The record is from RefSeq and is a predicted model, not a curated record. Gene Ontology annotation, cellular component: dendrite.
AUGGUGCUCACCCUGCUCGUCUCCGUCCAUCGGCUGUGCCGGCUCUUCGCCAUGUCUGGUGCGGAGAGGUUGGCGGUACCCGAGUGCGUGAGCCAGGCGGGAUGCUGGGCUGCGGGCGGCUCCUGGGAACGCCGCGAGGUUUCCCCCGGGGUGAAUUCAGACAUACGGGCGGCUCUGGAGCGGAUCCUGCCCGCCCUGCAGCGCUCCAUCGCCUGUGCCAAGCAGGCUGCGGGCCCUGCUGAGAUGGGGAAAGCCAUCGCUGAGAUAUUCCAGCUGGUGGAGGAAGCCUGGGGGAUGCCCACGCUGGGCAGGGAUGUGGCCAAAGCACUGUGUGAUGCCAUCCGCCUGGAGGGAGGCCUGGACCUGCUGCUCAACCUGCUCUACACGGCCGAGCUGGAGACCAAGUGCCAGGCAGGGCAGCUGCUGGAGCAGAUCCUGGUGGCAGAGAACAGGGACCGGAUUGCCCGGAUCGGUCUGGGUGUGAUCCUGAACCUAGCCAAGGAGCGAGACGUUCCCCAGCUGGCUCAGAGCGUCUCUGGCAUCCUGGAGCACAUGUUCAAGCACACUGAGGAGACCUGCUCCCAGCUCAUCUCUGACGGGGGCCUGGAUGCCAUCCUCUACUGGUGUCGCUGGACAGACCCCGUGGUGCUGCGGCACUGUGCCAUGGCCUUGGCCAACUGUGCCAUGUAUGGUGGGCAGGGCAACCAGCGCCUGAUGAUCAAGAAGAAAGCGGCCGAGUGGCUUUUCCCAUUGGUGUUCUCAAGAGAUGAUGAAUUCAUCCGCCUGCACGCCUGCCUGGCCAUCGCUGUGCUGGCCACCAACAAGGAAAUCGAGAAGGAGGUGGAACGCUCAGGGACGCUGGCUCUGGUGGAGCCGUUUAUUGCCUCGCUGGAUCCGGAGCAGUUUGCCUGUGAUAUGCUGGGGAGCAGUGACAACAGCCAGGGCAGGACAGCUGAGGACCUGCAGCGCUUGGUCCCCUUGCUAGACAGCUCACGGCUGGAGGCGCAGUGCAUCGCCGCCUUCUACCUGUGCACCGAGGCUGCCAUCAAGGCCAGACAGAAGAAAACAAAGGUUUUCAGUGAGAUUGGGGCCACGCAGAGCCUCAAGAGAGUGGUUUGUUACUCCACCAGCAGCACCACCUCCUCCCUGGCCAAAAAGGUGCUGCGUCUGAUAGGGGAGGAGGUGCCCCGACGCAUCCUGCCCACUGUUCCCAACUGGAAGCCCUGCGAGGUGCAGACGUGGCUGCAGCAGAUUGGAUUCACCAAGUUCUGUCCAAACUUCCUGGAGCACCAGGUGGAUGGGGACAUUCUCCUGAGGCUGACAGAGGAGGAGCUGCAGGAGGAUCUGGGGAUGGGCUCCAGCAUCACCCGAAAGAGGUUUUUCCGGGAGCUGACAGAACUGAAAACUUUCGCCAACUACUCCACCUGCGACCGCAGCAACUUGGCCGACUGGUUGGGUAGCAUUGACCCCCCGUUCCGCCAGUACACCUACAACCUGCUGACCUGCGGCGUCAACCGCAACCUCCUGCACCGCGUGACGGAGCAGCAGCUGCAGGAGGACUGCCACAUCAGCACCGGCUUCCACCGCGUCCGCAUCCUCUCUGCUGCAAGGGGUGCGGGAGCAUCGAGGGUUGGUUGGGGCAAGCGGUUGGUUGGGCACUUUUUUAAUUGUUUUCAUUGCUGUUGGCUCUGCUUAGAAACGCUUCAUUCUCCUGUAACUUUGCAAACGGCAUCCGAUGGGACCGAUGUAUUCAUCAGCUACCGCAGGAGCUCAGGGUCGCAGUUGGCCAGCCUGCUGAAGGUUCACCUGCAGCUGCAUGGCUUCAGUGUGUUCAUCGACGUGGAGAAGUUAGAGGCAGGGAAGUUUGAGGACAAGUUGACCCAGAGCGUCCUGAGCGCCCGCAACUUCGUGCUGGUCCUCUCGCCCCACGCGCUGGAUAAGUGCAUGGCAGACCCUGAUUGCAAGGACUGGGUGCACAAGGAGAUCGUGACAGCCCUGAAUUCUGGAAAGAACAUUGUCCCCGUCACAGAUCAUUUUGAGUGGCCUGAUCCAGAAACACUUCCCAAGGACAUGAGGGCUGUCCUGAAAUUUAACGGCAUCAAGUGGUCCCACGAGUACCAGGAAGCCACCAUCGACAAAAUCAUCCGCUUCCUGCAGGGCCGCUCCUCCCGGGACUCCUCAGCAGGGUCAGACAAUGGCUUGGACUGUUCCCCUCCUAUCAUGCCGACCUAGAGCCAGGACAGAGGCCACAUCCCCUCCAGAGACACGCAGGUGACCCCUUUUGAUAUGGGGCCCAAUUUCUCCCAUAGGUUUUCCCCAUCCCAGUAGCGCUCCUUGCCCUCCCUCCCGCAGGACCUGACCCACCUCCUGGCUCGAGAUGAGGCCGGGGGCAGACCUGGGGUGUAGCAGCCCUGGGGAGGACAGGCUGCCAUCCAAAUCCUCAUCCAGAGUGGUGGCACCUCCUGAGGAUGCAAAGCAGGGGGACUGGUGGGGUACAAUGCAAGAGGACACAGGAGGGAGAGACCAGUGCAGAGAAAACAGCUCAUCAUUGUGCUCAUAAGGUAAAGGCAGGAAUGGGCAAAUAAAGUUAAGCCCUCAUCAAGUCCCUGUGUUUGGGGAAGAUAACACAUGCAAGGCUUCUAAACCACUGGGCAGGAACUUUCCCUUCCCUGGGGAUAUCCCUUUAUUACAAGAGCUCUUCCCCUCUUUGAGGCCUUUCCCUCCUGAUGCUGCAAAACCACUUUGUGCUCUUAGCUCUGCCGGCUGAAGUUUGGCUUUAGAUCACGAGAAGUUUCCAAAGGGCUUUUGCAAAAAGUGCUUUUAAAACCAUACCCUCCCCUCCGUCUGAAACCUCAGCAUUACCACCCUGUCAGGUGUAUUUAUACACACAGCACGGGAGGCUGAACUGGGACUCUGGAAGUAAAUCCAUGCAGAUAUGGAAGAUGCUAAAUGCUGUACCAUGGAGAUAUGAUGCACCGGCUGUAUUUCAUUCUGUGGUUGGUGCUCCGUGGCACAUGUCUAGAACAUUCAGGUUGGAAAAGAGCUCUCAGAUCCUCAAGUCCAAACCCAACCCACCUCACCCACUGACCACCUCCCUCAGUGCCACAUCCCCAUGGUUCUGGAACACCUCCAGGGAUGGGGACUCCCCCACCUCCCUGUGCAGCUGUGUCACUCCAUCAUCACUCCUCACCCCUGCUUUCCCUGAAGCCUCACUACAUGCCCUAACUAGCAGGAACUCACAUUACCUACUGGCUUAGAUCCAUGAAGGUUUCACGAAAAGUAAAUUCUGAUGCUUAAUCAGAGCUUUACAGAUUGCUCUUAUCAGCUCACAGUUAAUGGCAUCUUUGCUCCCCAGUGAAAGGUUAAUAGCUGUAUCUGCCCAGCACACAUCAGACACAGUGCUGAGGAAACCCACUCGUGAGCCCAAAGGUAAAUCUGCCAAAGCAUACAAGCAACAUGUGAACUGCUUCAGGGAAAAAUCCUGACUAACUUACUGAAGGUCAAGGCCUCCACAGCCAUUAAAGGACCUCCACUCAAACACUGUGUUCUCCUUCCUAUGAUAACACACAACAUGAUUUCGUAUUGUUUCCCAGGAGCUCUCUAGCACUCCUCCUCCCCAUGCACCACUCAGUGCAGACAAGUUUUACUUGCCCCCUGGACACGGGUGUCUCAGCCGCAUGAGAUCCCACCCGACCUCUUCCCAUUUCCCUGCUGUGAUUAUCUUCACCCUCGUGAACUCACUCUGCUUUUGACAGAACAUCCUGUCCUCAGUCACUCCCAGUCUCGGCAGGCACUCCAAGGAGAUAAACACAUUCUGUUUUUUAUCCCUCUCCCUUGUCAUGUCAAAAAGUUGUUCUACAAAUAAAUAUGGU